Aspergillus clavatus NRRL 1 is the source of this 1065-nucleotide messenger RNA. Its product is annotated as mitochondrial 54S ribosomal protein uL24m. Lineage: Eukaryota; Fungi; Ascomycota; Eurotiomycetes; Eurotiales; Aspergillaceae. The record is from RefSeq and is a predicted model, not a curated record. Bases 1 to 1065 code for a protein of 354 amino acids. Gene Ontology annotation, cellular component: ribosome; mitochondrion. Gene Ontology annotation, molecular function: RNA binding; structural constituent of ribosome. Gene Ontology annotation, biological process: translation. The transcript has 2 exons.
AUGCAGAAAAUCAUCCGAAGGACAGCCCUGGCGAGGAACCAGUCUCAGCGAAAGGCAAUCCGAGCCGCCAAGGAUGCUGAGCGCGAGGAAUUCAGGGACGCGCUGAGGCAGCGGUUCGCUUUUAACCGCAUCGAAAUCGACAAUAUUCGUGCCGAGAGACAACGACGCCGUGAAGACUGGAUGCGAGGACCUCUCGCUCCCAAGCGUGAUGGAGGUCUCGAGGGAAAGACAUUUGGUGCCUUAAGCCCACAGGCUAUGAACCCUCCGGUCAUCCCUAAGCAUUUGCGCAGAAAGUACGUCAACAUCGCUGCUGGAGACCGGGUGUGUAUCAUGAAGGGCAAGGACAGGGGCAAGAUCGGCGAGGUUAUUCGGGUGGAUCCUAACAAUGAGACUGUCCUGGUCAAAGACCUGAACAUGGCCGAUGUGCACUUCCCCGAAUGGCUGAACCAGCAGUACGGAAACAAGUCGCCUUUCAACUCGAUAAAUCUGCCCAUCUCACUCGACGACGUCCAACUUGUCGUUGCUCUCGAUGACCCAACGACAGGCGUCACGCGGGACGUCUUGGUCAAGCAUGUUUACGGAGGGGAGCCUGUCCUUGAGAGACCCUACGGCACAGACACCCCGAAACACACCAGAUAUAUUGCUGGCGAGAACAUCGAGAUUCCAUGGCCCCGCAGUGAACCCGCCGCAUUGAAAGAUGAAGACUGGGACACGCUUCGUUUGGAGGUCGAGACGCCGACAUGGAUUCCUUCGCUACACACCUCGCCAUUCCCUCCCAGUGUUCUUGACGAGCUCCGCAACCCCUUUUCCAAGUACCGGACAAGGCACGACUCAGAAUGGGUUGAGUCGAAGAAACUGGAGGAUUAUAGAAAGGAAUAUCUUCAAAGCAGGUCUUUGAUGACACCCAAGGGUGAACUCGUCGCCAUGUUGAGGGCUAAGAAGGCCGAGCGGAUGGGUGCCCGACGAGAUGCUGACGGCAACUUCAUCAUGGACGACCAGACGGCUGGGUUCAUUGAGAACUUCAUGAAGCAGAAUGCUUCCAAGAAGGCAUCCUCUUCUGCUUGA